UGUUAUUGAGCUCCACGUGACCGGGACGCGUUGGGACGAAGGCGAUUCCUCGGGUUUUUGCGUUCAUUUGGCUUAACAAGAGGCCUGUUUGCCAUUUGGUGAGAGGAGGAGCAAGGGAGAUUUCAGAUAAUUGGCUGUCCUGAGGAAAGAUGGCCAGCCAGGCAGAAAUUUUUGCAGAACUGGGUAUUCCCGGUGCCGUGCCAGCUGGCGGGGCUGGCAUGGGCUCCAUUGAUGCCGAUGGUCUGGGAAAUGAUCAAACUAUGGAGCAGCUUUGGGCCAUGAAGGCAAUGGAACAUGCUGAGAUCCACUUCAAUCUUCUGUGCGCAGUUGACCCACGGUUGUUAAAACUCACGCCGAAGGACGACCUUAUUUACAACACUUUCAGAAAACAGUUUCCCGAUUUUAAUAUUGAGAAACUGGUGGAGAAGGAUCUCAAAGACAAGGAGGCAAAGGAGAAAUGGAGACCCUUCUGCAAGGAAUUUGAGCACGAGAUCGAGGACUACAGCUUUGCCACCCUCGUCCGCAUCGACUCCCAGCUAGACUACUCGGAGGAAAAUACUAUCCUUGUGACCCGCAUCCAGUUCUUCGCCAUUGAGAUCGGCCGCAACAGGGAGGGAUACAACGACUCCAUCAGGACCAAGUACAAGCCUAAGCCCCGUGCCAAGAAGGCCCAGAAAUAGCAGCGGGAUGUUGGCCAUAAUUUCGUCGGUUCGUAAUUUUAAAUUGUGCGCGGGAACCUCGUUUCUGGUUCGGCAACACGUUUUCUUUAUAUCAUAAACUAUGUUAGUUUGCAUCCUUUUCUUGUUUGGAUCUUGUAAAUCUCAGCUUUGUGGUUGAUUACUGCUUUGUCAACAGGCAUUAUGUACAAUGUUAUUAUCCUCCAGGUGUAUCUGUGUAACAACUUGUGACAACAGCUGUGGAAGUAGAGGAGCGCAGUGGUAUAAACAACGCUUUAUAAAUGUUGUAAUAGUACCAGUAGUAAAAUAACUAUAUUUUACUGACGUGCAUGAAUGGCUUGAUUUGUAUUGUGAUUAAUGAGAGUAAAUAAUUGGUUGAGAUGUUCCCUCCAGUGUCACUUCUAAUGGGAAGUAUUUAGCAGUUUGUACGAUGAAGUAUGCUUAUGAUGAUAUAUAUUUCUAAGUUCAUUGUCUGUGUAUAACUUCAUCUCUGAUAUGAAAUACUAAUAAACAAUCUGUGGUAGUAUUACACCUUUUCAUAUAAUGUCAAUUAAAAAUUAUUAUUGUUAUUUUUGUUUAAAUUUUAUUUAUUCAUUAUUAUUUGUUAAUGAAUAAUUUUUUACCUCCUUGUUAUGAAAGUGGUGAAGUGGAAUUUUGGAGCGUUGUAAUUUGAGAAAGUGGGUCCACUAUAUAUUUAAAGGUGAGGUGUUUGGAGACUUAAGUUGUUUUUUGUUGUAAAUGUCCAAUAAAAAAUUCAUGUAUA
Penaeus indicus is the source of this 1440-nucleotide messenger RNA. RefSeq names its product protein PBDC1-like. NCBI's taxonomy places the organism in Eukaryota, Metazoa, Arthropoda, Malacostraca, Decapoda, Penaeidae. The transcript is spliced from 6 exons. Bases 150 to 680 code for a protein of 176 amino acids. Gene Ontology annotation, cellular component: cytoplasm. The record is from RefSeq and is a predicted model, not a curated record.